GUUCAUACCAUCAUUAAAUGCCAUCCUGGCUGUUACGGCGUUUUUGUUGUUGUUUAACCCCUCGUCUCCUCCCCCUUUUCUAGAUCUCGUCGUCUGCUUCUUUCUCGUCUUGCGCAGUUUUGUUCCUCGCUUCUUGCCUCCCCAUGUGACCCAAGACCGCGUCGGUGUUCUUUGCUCUCUUGGCUGCUCGCUUUUGCUAGGUCGCAGAGUGGAGGGAGAUGGGCGUUUUCAGCACUGUGCUGGGUUUCUUCGGGUUUGGGGUGGGAGUCACCAUCGGGCUUGUGAUUGGGUACUUCCUCUUCAUCUACUUCCAGCCCACUGAUGUGAAGCACCCUUUAAUCAGGCCAAUUGUUGAGCUUGAUACAAAAUCAUUGGAAAGCAUGCUUCCCGAGAUACCUCAUUGGGUGAAAAAUCCAGACUUUGAUCGGAUCGACUGGCUAACCAAAUUUGUUGAGCAUAUGUGGCCUUAUCUUGACAAGGCCGUAUGUAAAACUGCAAAGGAAAUCGCUAAACCAAUUAUUGCUGAGAAUACUGCAAAAUACAAGAUUGAUUCAGUUGAAUUUGAGACGUUAACAUUAGGUUCACUACCACCAGUGUUUCAAGGUUAGUCAUCUGAUGUUUAAGUUACCGAGCUU
Molecule: messenger RNA, 635 nt
Organism: Lolium rigidum
Lineage: Eukaryota; Viridiplantae; Streptophyta; Magnoliopsida; Poales; Poaceae
Product: synaptotagmin-2-like
Exons: 4
Coding region: 219-608 (129 amino acids)
Cellular component (GO): endoplasmic reticulum
Molecular function (GO): lipid binding
Source: RefSeq, a predicted model, not a curated record